AUGGUCGUUCAAGGGAGCUCAUCACGAGCAUAUGACAAGGGCAAGAGACCCUUUCGAAAGGAAUUUUCCCCACUGCCACGACCAUUGUCAAAGCUGUUGCCUAUGCUUCUCGAAAAGAGGAUGGUUGCGAAGGAAGUACCUAGGGACAACCCCACGAGGUUCGCCGGGUUUGAUGUGACCAAGACCUGCGAGUACCACAUGGGAGAAAGGGGGCAUGAUGUAGAUAGUUGCAAUGUGCUAAGGUACAAAGUCCAACAGUUAUUGGACAAAAACAUUUUGACGUUCAAGGAAGCUCAACCUAAUGUGCAACAGAACCCCUUACCAGACCAUGCGGAGGGAGUGAACUCAAUCUUUGAGGAGACACGAGCAAGUCAACAGCCUCUAGUUGCGAAUGCUUCCAAGUUGUAUGAGUCCUUAGUGUUGGCAGGAUACUAUGGGGGUCAUCAGGAUGUCACCCCAGAAGAGAAAAUGAACCGCGUCCGCAGGAUGGUAGCCAUGGGGGUAAUUCGAUGUGGAGAAGAGGAAGAGAAUGUCGUAUCCAUGAUAAUCCCGUCAUCAUUCCACUCAUCUUUUUGCAACAUUGCUCGUAUAUCUCGAGCGAAGAAGAUUAUGCCUGGAAUUUCGAAGACCCCGGCUUUGUACGAGGAAGGGAUGAUAGCUAUGAUAACUCCGAUGGUGAUUGAACUAUCGGAUGAGGAGACUGCCGGCGAUAUCGAGAUGGAAAUCGCUGAACCCACAGUGAUUGACCUUAUGGUUGAGGAAAUGUCGGCAAUUGAAGUCACGGGAGGGAACGUAACGCCGGUCACAAUUGAAUUGCCACCGCGGGAGGAAGAUGGAGUAAUAGUGUUGGAGAGUCCUCCUAAAUUCGAUCCCAAAGCUGUACCUUGGGAUUAUCAAACAAAUGAGGUAGAUGCUAUCACACGAUCGAGCCGCUGUUAUGCACCCGAUAAAGGAAUAGAAAAGAAGGUCGUGACUGAGGAGGAAGCGAAGCAAUUCUUGGCCAUAGUAAAAUCUAGCGAGUUCAAUGUGGUAGAUCAACUGCGGAAGUUGCCAGCCCAAAUCUUCCUCCUAGAGUUGUUGAAAUUCUCCGAGAAGCACAGGGACAUCUUGCUGAAGGUCCUCAAUGAGCAUGAGAGCACUCUUGUUUGUAGAGUGUUGAUCGAUAAUGGUUCGGCACUUAAUAUAUGCCCGUUGGCUACCCUCCAUCGUCUGGGCAUUGAUCUUGGGAGAAUCCGUACUGGCAAGUUAACUGUGCGGGCCUUUGACGGGAUGAAGAAGGAAGUGAUAGGGGAAAUUGAGCUUGAGUUGUUGAUUGGCCCCGUACGAUUUGUGGUGGAUAAUAGGCUUAUCACGGUCCAUGGAGAAUCUGACUUCAAGAUCUACCACGAGACAACCAUCCCAUAUGUGGAGCCUGAGUGUACCGAGGAAUCCAGCUUUCAAACCUUUGAGCUGGUAUCCAUGGUCCACGUGCCUGCAGGGUCUUUCACAAAGGUUCCUGAAUUGUCUAAGCCGGCCAUAGCUGCGGGAAAGAUUAUGCUAGCAAGCGGGUAUAAUCCUGGAGAGGGCCUUGGAUCACACGGUCAAGGUGUGCGAAAACCCAUCGAAGCUCGUAAAAACUUCAAAAGAAGAGGCUUGGGAUAUGUCGAGAAGUGGGGAGGCCAUAACAACCAAGGAGGUCGUGGAAGGAAUGGAGGCCGAGGUGCCCGAGGAGGCCGAGACAGGUAUAGAGACCAAAGUGAACGUGUUGCCCAUAUUGAAGAGGACGAGCGCUAUCAAAGCCUGUUUUCCCCGUUGCUGGAGGAGACGUUUCCAGGACCCCCAAGGAUGUUGUUCGAGGAAGAGGAGGAUAUCUAUGGUGUGACCGAGCUAUUUAAGGAGGACGUCAUAUGCACCAUCCUGGCGUGCGAGGAAGCCGAGUCCUCUGAAGUCAUGGCUGUCCCUCCAAAGUAG
Messenger RNA from Eucalyptus grandis, 1950 nucleotides. RefSeq lists its product as uncharacterized. The coding region runs from base 1 to 1950 and encodes 649 amino acids. The record is from RefSeq and is a predicted model, not a curated record. Lineage: Eukaryota; Viridiplantae; Streptophyta; Magnoliopsida; Myrtales; Myrtaceae. The transcript is spliced from 3 exons. Gene Ontology annotation, molecular function: nucleic acid binding.